This is a messenger RNA of Pseudomassariella vexata, 2256 nucleotides long. Its product is annotated as RNA12 protein-domain-containing protein. Gene Ontology annotation, cellular component: mitochondrial inner membrane. Bases 1 to 2256 code for a protein of 751 amino acids. The record is from RefSeq and is a predicted model, not a curated record. Lineage: Eukaryota; Fungi; Ascomycota; Sordariomycetes; Amphisphaeriales; Pseudomassariaceae. Gene Ontology annotation, molecular function: RNA binding. The transcript has a single exon.
AUGGAUCCCAUGACCGUGGUCAAACGUGCUAUGCCCGACUCCAUACCGCUCAAAAUUACCGAGAUCUUGCCAAGACUGAAGGAUGGCGGAGCUUUUGUCAAGUUCACGCAUCCUGCUGACAUGUCCGCAGCUGAGAUCGAGACCAAGAUAUCUGAUCGUCUUGAGAAAACCCCCGUCAGACCCUUCUUCAAUCCGUUCAGUAGUGUACAAGUAGGUCUGGUGGAAGGUGUGCCGUGGCUGGAAGACCUACACAGGUUCCCCUACGGUCGCAUCAGGGUCGAGUUCGUACCCAAGGUUCCAGGAGAAGAUGCCGUUGAACUGUCGCAAGAAGACCUCUACAGCAUGUUCCGUAAAUAUGGAAAGAUCGCCGAAAUCACUUCACAGCCCUUCGACUCCAAGGUGCUCCCCCGGUUUGCCUAUGUUGACUUUGCCUUUGUCCGGGACGCCAUACGAGCAAGGAAUUGUUUGCAUGGCUUCAUUGUUACGCCCGCCCGUGGUGGUGGCAGAAACGGGACCAAGCUGCGCAUGUCAUACGAGCAGCGGUUGAAACCGCAUCAUGUUUGGAAUUAUAUCAAUAACCAUAGCAGGAUCUUCAUCCCCAUCCUUGUGGCUCUGCUGACAGGUCUCACUGUCGUCAUUUUCGACCCGAUAAGAGAGUACUUUGUCAAGGCCCAUGUCACGCAACGGUUUCGCCUCAACAACAGUCGGCUCUACCGAUGGCUCCGCCGGCAGACUUCUGAUAUCUUCACGUUCAGACGCCACAAGGCGGAGCAGGCUGGUCUGAGUGCAGUUUGGACACACCGAAAAGACCUGAUCGAUCAGAUUCGAAAAUGGCUCAUGGAAACCGCGGAAACCUUUAUUGUGGUCCAGGGACCUCGAGGAUCGGGUAAGAAAGAGCUCGUGCUGGACCAAGCCUUGAAAGGCAAGCGGAACGUGUUGGUGCUCGACUGCAGACCCAUCGUCGAGGCUAGGGGCGAAUCUGCGACCAUCAAGAAAAUGGCUGCAAGUGUUGGCUAUAGACCCAUAUUUUCGUGGGCGAACAGCAUGAGCAGCAUGGUCGACCUGGCUGUGCAAAGCACCACCGGCGUCAAAGCUGGCUUUUCCGAAACUCUGGAGUCCCAGCUCCAGAAGAUCCUGCAGACAACGGGCUCUGCGCUGAGUGAAAUCGGUGUUGCCGGCCGGAAGAAGCACGACAUCGAUACGUCCCUUCCUCCGGACGCAUACCUGGGAGCGCAUCCGGAGAAGCGACCGAUUGUCGUCAUCGACAAUUUUUUGUACAAGAAUGAAGGCAACACCAUCGUUUACGACAAGAUUGGCGAAUGGGCCGCGGCUCUUGUUCAGUCCAACGUGGCCCACGUCAUUUUCCUGACAAGUGACACCUCCUACUCGAAGUCAUUGUCCAAGUCGCUUCCGGACCGUGUUUUCCGACAAGUCUCGCUGGGAGAUCUGUCGCCCGAGGUGGCGAAGCGCUAUGUGAUCAGUCAGCUGGAGAGUGAUAAUAACACCAUCCCCCAGGAUGACGACGAUGACGCGGACGAGACGCCUGCGGAGAAGAAGGAGCAAUACAGACGCAAUCAUAACCUUGGCGAAUUAGACAAAGUCAUCGGCACUCUCGGGGGGCGACUGACGGACCUCGAUUUCUUCGCCCGGCGUCUCAAGACAGGACAAAGCCCAAAGCUGGCAGUUGCUGAAAUCACGGAACAAUCAGCCUCGGAGAUUCUCAAGAUGUACCUGCUUUCGGGCAACGGCAAGACUGGUGACGGCGGCAAGCACUGGUCGGUCGAACAGGCAUGGUAUCUCAUCAAAGCGCUCGCUUCUAGAACAAGUCUGCGAUACAAUGAGGUGCUUCUCUCCCACACCUUCGCCUCGUCAACCACGGCAUCGGAUGGCGAGUCUGCGCUCGAGGGCCUUGCCAAUGCCGAGCUGAUCACUGUAAAGACCCACAAUGGUCGUCCACAGAAGAUCAUUCCCGGCAAGCCCGUUUACCAGGCAGCUUUUGCGCAGCUGACGCGGGAUCCGGUACUCUCAGCCAAGAUGGACCUGGCUGUUCUGACAGAACUGACCAAGGUCGAGACGAAGAGCAUCGACAAGGUGGAAACUGAGCUUGCUUUACUGGCAGAAAUGCCCAAGCAGCCCUCGCAGACGACGGGCAGGAUUAACUACCUGCUUUCGAAGCUCGAGGCGAGCCAGGGCAAGAUCGAUGUCUUUGAGAAGGAAAUGACACGGUUGAAGAAGAUCCUUAAUAAUGAGUAUUAG